Messenger RNA from Fukomys damarensis (Damara mole-rat), 1898 nucleotides. Its product is annotated as olfactory receptor 2AE1. Gene Ontology annotation, molecular function: G protein-coupled receptor activity; olfactory receptor activity. NCBI's taxonomy places the organism in Eukaryota, Metazoa, Chordata, Mammalia, Rodentia, Bathyergidae. Gene Ontology annotation, cellular component: membrane. The record is from RefSeq and is a predicted model, not a curated record. Gene Ontology annotation, biological process: G protein-coupled receptor signaling pathway.
CCUUCACCAUGGUAGUCUUCCUUAUUGCAGGAAUGAGAAAGCAGACAUGUGGCAGAGGAAUCAGACUUCUUUGGAAGACUUCAUCCUUGAGGGACUUUUUGAUGACUCCCUGGCACACCUUUUUCUCUUCUCCUUCACCAUGGUAGUCUUCCUUAUUGCAGUGAGUGGCAACAGCCUCACCAUUCUCCUCAUCUGUGCCGACCCCCGGCUUCACACACCCAUGUACUUCCUGCUCAGCCAGCUCUCCCUCAUGGACCUGAUGCACGUCUCCACAACCAUCCCCAAGAUGGCUGCCAACUACCUAUCUGGCAAGAAGUCCAUCUCCUUUGUGGGCUGUGCAGUCCAGCACUUCCUGUACUUGUCUGUGGGUGGUGCUGAGUGCAUUCUCCUGGCUCUCAUGUCCUAUGACCGCUAUGUUGCCAUCUGUCAUCCACUGCGUUAUUCUGUGCUCGUGAGCAGAAACGUGGCGAUGAUGAUGGCUGUUGUGUCAUGGCUGGGGGCAGCCACUAACUCCCUAGUUCAGACAGUUAUCUUGAUGUGUUUGCCUUAUUGUGGAUCUCGGAAGAUUCAACACUUCUACUGUGAGUGGCCAGCAGUUGUGAAGUUGGUAUGUGGUGACAUCACCGUUUAUGAGGGCACAGUGUACAUCUGCAGCAUCAUACUUCUCCUUUUCCCCAUCAUCCUGGUUUGUACGUCCUAUGGCUUCAUCCUCCACACUGUCAUCCAGAUGCGUUCAGCCGGCAGUAAGAGGAAUGCUUUUGCCACUUGUAGCUCUCACCUCACUGUGGUGUUCCUCUGGUUUGGUGCCUGUAUCUUUUCCUACAUGAGGCCUAGGUCCCAGAGAACUCCACUUCAAGACAAAAUCGGUUCUGUGUUCUACAGCAUCGUCACUCCCACUCUGAAUCCUCUGAUUUACACUCUCCGGAAUAAGGAUGUAGCCAAGGCUUUGAAGAAAGUGCUGCGGAGGGAUACUAUCACCCAAUGAAAGCAAGUGUAGUUGUUGCCCUGCUUGUGAAGUGGUACAGGAUGAGCUUCUUCAACGGAUAAUGGAAAUCUCUAAGAUUUUUCAACAGUCCAUAUCCCAGAUACAUUGCAACUUCUCUAGUAGAAGGAUAGUUGAAAUAUAAUUUUGCCUUUCUAGGAUGAUUUCAGAUAUUGAAGCACCACCAAAUACAUAGGUUUUGGAAAAGUUUAGAGAAUUAGAGUAAAUCUUUUAGAAAUGUUUUAAAAAGAAGACAUAUGGAAGCCAGUGAAACUCUAAAAAGUAAGAUAAAGAUAUAAGUAUCCUGCCCCAUUAUUAUUUUGACUAACAGAACCAUAUGUAAAUUAUGCCAGCAGAGUAUUUAUUGAUCUAUAUCUAAAGUGUUCUGCUUAACAUUGGAAAUGUGUGGAGUACAAGGUGUUUUUAAAGGAAAAAUUGAUGUUAUAAAAUUACAUUAAUUGAGUUCUUUGAAUGAAUGUAUGAGAAUUCAGAAUUGAAGGUAUAAUGCAUUUUAUGUACAUAUAAUACCUAUACAUUAUACAAUAUAUAGUGUACUGAGAGUGUACAGUGAUUGAAGUGUUAGAGUAGGUGUUGGAAUUUGCUCAUAAAACUUAUCUUUUUUUUUGGUACAGGGAAUGUAAUUCUGGCUCUUGUGCUUGAGAGGCAGGGGUUGAAAAUUUAUCAUUGUUAAAAUUGUACUUGUGAUUUCUUUGGUUUGCAAUUGAUGUUAUAUAUCACUUAAGAUUUUUUUGUUUAUGUUAUUUCAGUGAAUGCAAAUGCCUUCUUUCUGAUGGUCUCUGACGUUGUGAUGAAGAGUGAGAAUCAAGUGUAGCAAAAUCUGUCUCUUAGCAACACUGUGAUAUAUACUAAAUUAAUUUCUUUUUUAAAAUUUUUUUUAUUUUUUUUUCUUUUUAUU